CCCGCAGGUCCUGGCCGCUACCAUGAGCGAUGGCGAGAGCCGAGAGCCGCGGGCGGCCGGCGGCGAGGUGCGGGUGCCCAUCCCCGUGGCGCCCCGCCGCCCCGCCGAGCUGCCGCCGGAGGAUGCCGGCUCCGGCCCCGGCGGUUCCCCCGGUUCCGGCGGUUCCCCCGGCCGCGACCCGCCGCCCGAGCUGGCCUCCGAGGAGGAGGAGCAGGUGCCGUACCCGGCGCUGGCACCCACCGCCUUCUUCUGCCUCAAGCAAACCACCCGCCCGCGCAGCUGGUGCCUCAGGCUGGUCUGUAACCCCUGGUUCGAGCACGUCAGCAUGCUGGUCAUCCUCCUGAACUGCGUCACCCUGGGCAUGUUCCAGCCCUGCGAGGACGUGGAGUGCCAGUCGGAGCGCUGCACCAUCCUGGAGGCAUUUGACGACUUCAUUUUCGCUUUCUUUGCGGUGGAGAUGGUCAUCAAGAUGGUGGCUCUGGGGAUCUUCGGGCAGAAGUGUUACCUCGGAGACACGUGGAAUCGCCUGGACUUCUUCAUCGUGAUGGCGGGCAUGAUGGAGUAUUCCCUGGACGGACACAACGUGAGCCUGUCGGCGAUCCGCACCGUCCGCGUGCUCCGGCCGCUCCGAGCCAUUAACAGGGUCCCAAGUAUGCGAAUACUGGUCACCCUGCUGUUAGAUACUCUGCCUAUGUUAGGCAACGUCCUCCUCUUGUGCUUCUUCGUCUUCUUCAUCUUUGGGAUCGUCGGUGUGCAGCUCUGGGCAGGGCUGCUGAGGAACAGGUGUUUCCUAGACAGGAAUUUGGCAACGACGUACAACCUCACCUUCCUGCAUCCGUACUACCGGACAGACGAAGCGGAGGAGAAUCCGUUCAUCUGCUCAUCCCACCGUGAAAACGGCAUGCAGAAAUGCUCCAACAUCCCAAACAGGAAGGAGUACAAGGUGGAGUGCACCUUGAGCAUGGACUCCUACACCCCAAGUUUAUACAACCCUGACUUCAGCAGCAGGAAUGCCUGCAUAAACUGGAACCAGUAUUACAACGUAUGCAUGGCAGGGGAUGUAAACCCACACAAUGGAGCUAUCAAUUUUGAUAAUAUUGGCUAUGCCUGGAUAGCUAUAUUUCAGGUUAUAACCCUGGAAGGAUGGGUUGACAUCAUGUAUUAUGUGAUGGAUGCACAUUCUUUUUACAAUUUUAUAUAUUUUAUAUUACUUAUAAUAGUUGGUUCCUUCUUCAUGAUUAACUUGUGCCUGGUUGUGAUAGCAACACAGUUUUCUGAAACAAAGCAGCGGGAGAACCAGCUGAUGCAGGAGCAGCGGGCCCGUUAUCUCUCCAAUGACAGCACAAUCGCCAGCUUCUCGGAGCCAGGUAGCUGCUACGAGGAGCUGCUCAAGUACAUCUGCCACAUCUUCAGGAAGGUGAAACGGCGGACAAUACGCCUGUACAAUAACUGGCAGAGCAAGCGCAGGAAAAAAGUGAACCCAAACAGCACCACAAAUGGGCAGAGCCGCCGAGGCAAAAAGCGCAUCACCUCCAUCCACCACCUCAUCCACCACCACCACCACCACCAUCACCACCACUACCACAUCAGCAAUGGGAGCCCUCGGGGGCCGCGCUCCAACCCUGAGAUUUGUGACUUGGAACUCAAGGUCAUGAAGCCUGGAGGCAAACUGAUGCUUCCUUCCUCAUCACCCAACUUGCAGAGCCCUGCACCUCCUCCUGAUUCAGAGUCUGUGCACAGCAUUUACCAUGCAGACUGUCACGUUGAAGGACCACAGGUGAACUGUAAGUCUUCCAAUGCCCCUGCGAGCAUUAAACUGACUGCCGGACUCUCCAACCAUGGCAGCAACUAUCCUACCAUCCUGCCUUCUCCAACGAGCAAAGGCAGUUCUGUGCCAGUUCCCAAAGGAAAGAACGGCAACUCACCUGUGGCGGUGGUUAACAGCCCUGUAAAUUUGGGCACAGAUUCUUAUGGGAAGCUGCAGCAACUGGUAGGAGAGCAUGGUCUGCGGCGGACGUCCAGCCGGCUGUCGGGGCUGAGCGCAGCCUGCCCGCCGGGGGGGACGCUGACCUGCGAGCUGCAGGACUGCCCCUUCUGCGCCAGCCUCCUGGAGGACCCCGAGUUCGCCUUCAGCGAGUCCGACAGCUGCGACUCCGACAGCAACGGCGUCUACGAGUUCACCCAGGACCUGCGGCACGGCGACCACAGGGACCAGCUCCAGCAGCAGCGCAGCAGGAGGAGGAGGAGGAAGAAGAAGCCCAAGGAGAGGAACAAGGUCACCCGCCUGUGGAAGGCGUUCGGCAGCAAGCUGAAGAGGAUCGUGGAAAGCAAGUACUUCAACCGGGGGAUUAUGAUCGCUAUUCUCAUCAACACGCUGAGCAUGGGCAUCGAGUACCACGAGCAGCCGGACGAAUUGACCAACGCCUUGGAGAUCAGUAACAUCGUCUUCACAAGCAUGUUUGCCCUGGAGAUGCUCCUGAAACUCCUUGCCUUUGGCCUCUUCGGCUACAUCAAGAACCCGUACAACAUCUUUGAUGGGAUCAUAGUUGUCAUCAGCGUCUGGGAGAUCAUCGGCCAGUCAGACGGAGGCCUUUCCGUGCUGCGAACUUUUCGGCUGCUCCGGGUGCUGAAACUGGUGCGUUUCAUGCCCGCCCUCCGCCGCCAGCUGGUGGUCCUGAUGAAGACCAUGGACAACGUAGCCACCUUCUGCAUGUUGCUCAUGCUCUUCAUCUUUAUCUUCAGCAUUCUCGGCAUGCAUCUUUUUGGGUGCAAGUUCAGCCUGAAAACUGAUACAGGAGACACAGUUCCAGAUAGAAAGAAUUUUGAUUCCUUGCUUUGGGCCAUUGUCACAGUGUUUCAGAUCCUCACUCAAGAGGACUGGAACGUGGUCCUGUACAAUGGGAUGGCAUCUACAUCUUCAUGGGCAGCGCUCUACUUUGUGGCCCUGAUGACCUUUGGCAAUUAUGUGCUCUUCAACCUUCUGGUUGCCAUUCUGGUAGAAGGCUUCCAGGCAGAGGGGGAUGCCAAUAGGUCAGACACAGAUGAGGACAAGACAUCUGCCAACUUUGAUGAUGAUUUUGAGAAGCUGAAAGACCUCCGAGCAACAGAGAUGAAGAUGUACUCACUUGCUGUCACCCCAAACGGGCACCUGGAGGGCAGGGGAAGCAUGCCACCUCCUAUCAUCAUGCGCACUGCUGCCACACCAAUGCCUACGCCAAAGUGUUCCCCACACAUGGAUUCAGUGCACACUUUUGUGGACUCAAGGAGAGGGAGUAAUGCUUCAAUAGAUCCCAUGAGCUACGAUCAGAAGUCCUUGUCCAGCCUCCGCAGUUCCCCUUGUGCCAACUGGGGCACCAGCAGCAACUGGGGAAGUCGACGCUCAAGCUGGAACAGCCUGGGCAGAGCCCCGAGCCUCAAGAAGAAGAACCAGUCGGGAGAAAGAGAGUCCCUGCUCUCCGGGGAGGGCAAAGGCAGCACAGACGACGACUCUGACGAUGCCAAAUCCAGCACGGUCAGCAGGCCCUCCCUGCACCGCCGGGCAGAGUCCUUGGAUUACCGCAGCUCCUUGGACCUGCCCGAGCUGCUGCAGUUGCCCACCAUGCGCCACUCGCUCAGCAUCAGCCCCAUGGCCGUUCUGCCUGCUGAGUACCAGGACUGCAACGGCAAGAUGGUGCACGUCCCCAGCGAGUUCUUCCUGCGCAUCGAUGGCCAUAAGGAGGAGGCCAUGGACUAUGAGGAUGACAUGGAGGAUAGUUACUGCUACCGGAUUCGUAAAGUCCUCGAGCCCUACAAACCAGAGUGGUGCAAGAGUCAUGAAGAUUGGUCCCUCUACUUGUUUUCCCCACAGAAUCGGUUCCGAGUGAUGUGCCAGAAGGUCAUUGCCCACAAAAUGUUUGAUCACGUGGUGCUGGUCUUCAUAUUUCUCAACUGCAUCACUAUAGCGCUGGAGCGACCAGACAUAGACCCACACAGCACGGAAAGGAUAUUCCUGAGUGUUUCUAAUUAUAUCUUCACUGCAAUCUUCGUGGCUGAAAUGAUGGUUAAGGUAGUAGCUCUUGGCUUUUUCUCUGGGGAGAACACCUAUCUACAGAGCAGCUGGAACGUUCUGGAUGGAGUCCUGGUCUUCGUAUCUAUCAUUGACAUUAUUGUCUCCAUGGCAUCAGCAGGCGGAGCUAAGAUCCUGGGUGUCCUUCGUGUUUUGAGACUUCUGCGGACCUUGAGACCUCUCCGAGUCAUCAGUAGAGCCCCAGGUCUGAAGCUGGUGGUAGAAACCUUGAUCUCUUCCUUGAGGCCUAUUGGGAAUAUCGUUCUCAUCUGCUGUGCUUUCUUCAUUAUCUUUGGGAUUUUAGGGGUACAGCUUUUUAAAGGCAAAUUCUACUACUGUGAUGGUCCUGAUGUGAAAAACAUCACUACGAAGACUGACUGUACUAACGCACGCUACAAAUGGGUUCGACGGAAGUACAAUUUUGACAAUUUGGGACAGGCCCUCAUGUCCUUGUUUGUCCUCUCCUCCAAAGAUGGAUGGGUGAACAUCAUGUAUGAUGGUCUGGAUGCUGUGGGUAUUGACCAACAGCCCAUCCAGAACCAUAACCCUUGGAUGCUUCUCUACUUCAUCUCCUUCCUGCUCAUUGUCAGCUUCUUCGUGCUCAACAUGUUUGUGGGGGUGGUGGUGGAGAACUUCCACAAGUGCCGACAGCACCAGGAGGCAGAGGAGGCCCGGCGUCGGGAGGAGAAGCGUCUGAGACGCUUGGAGAAAAAGCGCAGGAGUAAGGAGAUAUACCUGUCUGAAGCCCAGCGCAGGCCUUACUACGCGGACUAUUCCCCGGCACGGAAGUACAUUCACAGCCUCUGCACCAGCCACUACCUCGACCUCUUCAUCACCUUCAUUAUUGGCGUCAACGUCAUCACCAUGUCAAUGGAGCACUACAACCAGCCAAAGUCCCUGGAUGAAGCCCUGAAGUACUGCAACUACGUGUUCACCAUUGUUUUUGUGUUUGAGGCAGUUCUGAAGUUGGUGGCAUUUGGUUUUCGAAGGUUCUUUAAGGACAGGUGGAAUCAACUGGAUUUGGCCAUAGUUCUCUUAUCAAUUGUGGGAAUCACACUGGAGGAAAUUGAGAUGAAUGCUGCACUGCCUAUCAAUCCCACAAUAAUACGCAUCAUGCGGGUGCUGAGAAUAGCAAGAGUGCUGAAACUGCUUAAAAUGGCCACCGGAAUGCGAGCUCUUCUGGACACAGUGGUACAAGCACUUCCCCAGGUAGGGAACCUUGGCCUACUUUUUAUGCUCCUGUUUUUUAUCUAUGCUGCCCUGGGAGUGGAAUUGUUUGGCAAGCUAGACUGCAGUGAAGAAAAUCCAUGCGAAGGUCUGAGCCGGCACGCAACUUUCACCAACUUUGGCAUGGCCUUCCUCACCCUCUUCAGGGUGUCAACGGGGGACAACUGGAAUGGCAUCAUGAAGGAUACCCUCCGGGAGUGCACUCGGGAAGACAAGCACUGCCUCAGUUACCUGCCCGUCAUCUCUCCUGUCUACUUCGUCACCUUUGUCCUCAUCGCACAGUUCGUCCUGGUCAACGUGGUGGUGGCAGUGCUGAUGAAGCACCUGGAGGAGAGCAACAAGGAGGCCAAGGAGGAUGCUGAGAUGGAUGCUGAGAUCGAGCUGGAGAUGUCCAGAGGAGCAACCACCUCAGCCACCAGCGGGAGCAGGGGAGGUGCGGUGGCCCCGGACAGCAGGGCGCCCUACAGAAGUCAGGAGGCCGUGAAGUCGGAGUCAGCAGUGCAGACAAAGCACCAAGCCCUGGAGGCGCUGAGCUGUGAGAAUGUCUCUUUAGCCAUCCCAGACACGCUGGAGGGGGCAGAGACUCCCGAGAUGGAAAUCCCGUCCUCCUGCUCUGUUUCCCACCAUGUCCUGACUCCUUCCCACCACCCCCCAGGCCACGAGGCUGAGGUUGGCGCGGCCAGUCUGCGGCCACAGGACUCUCAAAACCUCCUGACGGUCCGCAAGAUCUCCGUGUCCCGCAUGCACUCCUUGCCCAACGACAGCUACAUGUUCCGGCCCGUCAUGCCAGCCAAAGCCCCCUUCCCCCUCCACGAGGUGGAGAUGGAGACGUAUCCCUGCAAAUCCCAGCGAGGGUCCAUCACCUCCAUCCGUUCCCAGCCCGUGGGAGCGUGUUCCUCCUCUCUGAGAGUCCCACCGGAGUCCCUCCAGCUGGCCGCGCGUUCUCCCAACCACGACGGCCGGCACCGCUGGAAGAUCCUUCCCCCCCACGUCGUUCCUCGAUCUCCUACCCUCAACAAGCUGCUAUGCAGGCAGGAGGCCGUUCGGACGGACUCCGUGGACGGGCAGACGCCGGAUCCCAAGGACAGCCUGCAAGCGGAGUCGGGAGAGACGCUACCGUCGGCGAAGCAGCCCCAGAGCACCUUCACCCCCAGCCCUCUCCACCCCACGGCCUCCUCCCUGCCGGCCACCCCUCCACGUUCCCCUCCAUCCUCCCCACACCGGCACCCCGGCACGCUGGCGCGGAAGCAUGGCUGCGGCCAGCGCGGGAUCCCCAGCCGGCCGGCCAGCCCCGGCAGCGGCCCCCCCAGCCCCGAGGGCUGCCUCGUGGAGCCCUCCGACCUGGCCGACGAGGAGGUUCGCCACAUCAACAGCUCAGCCAAAGACUGGGGGGAGCACUCAGAGGCUGGGAGCCGCUCGACUUCGCCGUUCAUCUCCCCGGCCCCGUCGCCGGUGCCCCCCAAGAAUUGCAGCACAAGCAGCCUCUCCGGGGGAGGCGGCAAGGAGAAGGACUUGAAGAAGUUUUACAGCAUCGAUACUAAGGGCUUCCUCAACAAGCCCAGCUGGGCAGACGACCAAAGGCGGCACUCCAUCGAGAUCUGCCCUUCCAUCAGCGAUGGAGACUGUAGCUUUGAGGACCCUGCCGAGGAGAAGCAGCGGUCCCCUGCCCACAUCCAGCCGGAGUCCGAGUACAUCCACGGAGCCCGGAGGAAGAAGAAGAUGAGCCCGCCCUGCAUUUCUAUAGAUCCUCCCAUGGAGGACGACGGCGGGGCGGCCUCGCGCACCAAACCCUCCGAGAACAGCAUGCUGCGCCGAAGGACCCCAUCCUGCGAGUUCCCGGCUUACAGAGAGUCCCUGGAGCUCGCGGAGAGCCAGCCCGGGGGGGAACCGGCCUCCAAAGCGGAGCGCCGGGGCCAGCCCCCGUGCCGCGGGGAGCACCUGGCCAUCCCCAACUUCUCCUUCGAGCAGUCGGACGGCAGCUCCUUGAGCAGCCUCUCGGAUCUCCUGGACAGCGGGCAGUCCACGCCGGAUUCCCGGCCGGACCCCGCAGCCCCCGAACUGAAAAAGGCGGAUCACUUAAAAACUCAGUGGAGCAGCGCUGAGAAAAGCAAAGAGCUCCUCGGCACCGCCAAGAGCCCCCUCCGGAAGCAGGACUUGGUGCCCGUGACUGUCGCAACAGAAGAAGACAUCGAUGAGCCAGUAUAGCUUUCUGGGAGGGGGGAUCUGGGGGGGGGUCUCAAGGGCUUGACACCAAUGUGGGUUUUGAAACCGAAGGGACUGAGCGGCGGCGGGUGCGCGGCCGCUCUCUCGGUUUUUUUUUCCUUUCUCGCAGUCACUUGUUCUUAAGCGCUGUGGAGGUUUGCAAAAAAAAAACAAAACAAAACAAAAAAAAAGUUUAAAAAAAAUUAAAAAGAAACCAAACAAACGGCUGGACGAAACGGUGACGGGUGUUUCGGGGCGGGGGGAGCGGCUUUGCGAGCGGUUUGGGGGUUUCUUUUCUAACGGGGAGGUGGAGCUGGCCGGGGGGUGGCUUCGGUCCUCCCGCCGCCCUCCACGGCCUCGAUCACAUUGAUUCGGGUGCGAGGUGGUGGCGGUUGGGGCUUGGGGGAUUCUCUUUGGGUUUUGUUGUUUGUUUGUUUUUUUUUAAAAAAAAAAAAAAAAGACGCUCGACUUUUAAAAAGGCACCUUUUAGAGAUGUCACGUUACGUGGGAGUGCCCAGCAGAUGGGAGCUGUACAUUGUCUGUAUAUCAGCAGUUAUAUAAAUAGAAAUAAUGUAUUUGUGAGAUACAAAACAAGGAAAAAAGACAAAAAAAAUAUAUACCCACGAAGACUCUCUCUUCAUAAUGCACAUAUUUUUAUAGAGAAACGAUACUGUUUUUUGCAUUACAUGUGACUCUGCAACCGGGUGGUGUUUCCUUGGGUUUUAUGUGGAUCUAAUUAUUACAGCCAUGCGUUUUCCAAAUGUUUCUCCUCUUUCUUUGCUCUCCUUUUUUCCCCCCUCCCUCUCUUUCUCCACCAUCAUCCUAGCAGCUUCUUUUCCCAGCUGAUGCUUUAGCCGUCUCUCAUUUCUCUUUUGUACUUUAGAGGUUGUCCUAACCACAGAAAAAAAACCAAAUCACUACUGAAUUGUAGCCAGUGCAAUAAUAAGUUAUUCAUUCUUCUUGUCUGUACAAUUGUCCUUUUGCUUUUUUUUUUUUUUCCUUUUUUAACGGAUAUUCAGGUUAAAUGUCGCAAUAAUCUGAACGCGUGCACAAACAAAGUUUCUUGCGUUACAAAAAAAAAAAAAAAGACUAAAAAAAAAAGGAAAAAGUUAAAUUUACAGAGAGAUAGACAAAAAAAAAAUAAAUAGUAAGUUAUUUAAGAAAUGUAUUUUGUUUACUGCAGUUCAAAGUAAAUUAUUGAUACAGUCUGUAAAGGUAUAAAGAGCUGUCUUAGGUGAUGUUCUUUGUGAGCAUUUAAGCUAAUGAUUUGUUCUCGUAGCAGAAUGCCUUCGAGAACUCGGUGGUAGCCGUAACCGUCCCAUUUGCACUCUUUCUGUUCGUCUUCCUCUGCACACCCGCACCCACGUGGACGCGCUGCCCUCCGAAGGCCCCUCUGCCAGAAGCCUCUCAAGGAAUUCGAGGCACCUGUCAACACCACAUUAUUUUUUAUUUUUAUUUUUUCAGUUUUGGGGUUGAUUUUUCGUUUUUAGCCUCCGUUCCCUGCCCCUUCCCCGCUCUUCAUCCAGGCCCUCCCCGCGGGACAGCUUCACCACGGAAAGCCGACGUCAACCCGAGCGCCGGGCAACAGCAGCAAAAAGACAUGCAGGAAAAAAAAAAUUAAAAAACAACCGUUUUUGUUUGGUUCGUUCCAUGCCGCCUCAUAUUUAUGCAUUCACAUAUAUCUUCUGUUAUUUAUGCAUUCAUUACUCAAAAGGAAAUGUAUCUUGUUUCACAUGUAUUAAACUGUAUAAACUGGAA
Messenger RNA from Oxyura jamaicensis (ruddy duck), 9232 nucleotides. RefSeq names its product calcium voltage-gated channel subunit alpha1 H (gene CACNA1H). The transcript is spliced from 35 exons. Gene Ontology annotation, biological process: sodium ion transmembrane transport; calcium ion import; calcium ion transmembrane transport. Gene Ontology annotation, molecular function: voltage-gated sodium channel activity; low voltage-gated calcium channel activity. Lineage: Eukaryota; Metazoa; Chordata; Aves; Anseriformes; Anatidae. Gene Ontology annotation, cellular component: plasma membrane; voltage-gated sodium channel complex; voltage-gated calcium channel complex. Bases 23 to 7477 code for a protein of 2484 amino acids. The record is from RefSeq and is a predicted model, not a curated record.